This is a messenger RNA of Drosophila suzukii, 952 nucleotides long. RefSeq lists its product as uncharacterized. The record is from RefSeq and is a predicted model, not a curated record. Lineage: Eukaryota; Metazoa; Arthropoda; Insecta; Diptera; Drosophilidae.
UUGAGCCAAGUGCAUAAUAGACAAACAAUGAAGACCAAGUCCAAGCAGCGUUCGCCAAUGAAAGCGGUUAAGAAAAUGUCAAAAUCUAAAGUCUCGAGACCCUGCAAGGCCGUCAAGCCGAAGAAACAGCAGAAAUCUUUGAAGAAUCCGAUGAAGAAACCCUUGCGACGUUCUCCGCUGAUGCGUGCCGCCCUGCAGCCUACAAUUUUAGGUUCCGCCAGGGUUAAGCCGCUGGCCAAAUCGCAUGUGACCUUCAAGAAGAGCCAUAAAAAACCGGUGGAUGCAUUGCAAUCCCUGGGAAUGUCCCGCAGGACCAAGCUCAUAGAUGCCAGUCCGCAGAAGAAAUCGGGCACUACUCCGGUGCUCUUCCUGCUCAAGGACUCAAAGGGCCAGAAAAUAAAGAAGUCUUCGACGGCGGGAAGAAGAAAACAACGAUUGCCGCGCAUGGAUCCCCGGUGGAUGAGUCAAGUGGAGAAGAGGACCGCCACCGAGGGUGUGGACUUCUUCUAUAAUCUGGGCAUGAGAGGCCAGAAGCCGGCGAAGGAUCAACAGGUGCGACAGCAACGUGGUGGUGGAGGAGCAGGAUUCGAGGGCAGAUUGGCAGGCGGAGAAGGAGUAGGAGCAUAUAGAUUGGGUGGUUCGGCUGCUCUGCCAGGAGCAGGGAGACCCGGCCCCUCUGGACUAUCGUCCAUUGUGGGCGGUGUCAUCGCCGCCAAGGAUGUGGUGGUGCCGCUGACCAACCGACUGCCCAUCAUCGACUUCAUCUCCACCAACGAGUUCCAAAAUAUGUAUGCCUCUUCGAUCCGGAAGCCGCAGUCCCGGAGGUUUUUCCAUUGACGAGUGGCGAGUAACUAGUGAAUGUGUAAUAAGUGGAUCAAUAUUUCCUCGACAAAAUGGUUUCGCGGCUCCUUAUAUUUAUAUAUUUUCAAGUAUAAAUUAUCCGUGAACCAAA